UAACAGGUUCUGCUGGAGAUCCUUUUGCUGCCCUGUGGCGAUGUGGAUUCAUGCACCUCGCUGCUCCCUGCAGCCUUCGCGCCUAGGUACUCUUCAUCACUAUGAGCUUGUUUCAUACAGGGACCUUAGCCCACUUGGUCAGUGGGUGUUAGAUCUUCCCUGUGAAGACAAAUUAAGUUGGUUACUUCCUACCACUAUGGGUUGGAGUUGGUGACUGUGUUUGCCUAUCAGGUCUAAGUUAAUGGUGUGCCAAGGACAGACGUGAAACAGGUCUUUAGCUCCAUAUUGAUGUGGUAUCUUCUUAACACAUCGCAAGGCCCUGAGCCCACAGCAGCACAGGAUAUGGAGGCUCUUGAAGUGGAUGACAUUAGCCCUGCCUUGGAAGUGACUGAAGACUUUUUCAAUAGUUUUGAUACUAAACUUGACAAGAUUGUGCAGCCCUCUGAGGUGUAUGGUGUACAGGAGGUCCCUGAGCUGGUUGGGCAUGAGGUAUUUGAUCAGAUAACGGGGAGCAGGAACCUGAGGAACGUCGCCUCCUUAGCCAAAGGUAGCCUCAUCUGGGAUCACUGCAAAAAUGGCCUCUUGGAAACCAAAGCUCAGACAGCUUUCCCUGCCAAAGACCAGCACAUGGUGCAGAGGGGAACAGCUGCUGCCAACCUCGCUUGGGCAGGGGAAGGGGAGACCACAGCUUUUAAUAUCUUCAAAAUCUGCCAGCGGCGGAGAGACAGGCCUCGCUCAGUGAAUGACAUCCUGGUGCAGAGUGAGGAAGCCUCCAUGUUCAAACCAGGCCACAACAGGUCACGCUCUGAUAUCAGCCAUGUGAACUGGAGAGUGGUCUUCACGGGCACUUCCCUGCAACAGCCACCUGCACCUGGGCAGGACAAUAACUGUGCUCUGCUUUCCUACCUGGCAUUAACCAAGGGAGAGGACAUCCAAGGAAACACAGAACACAAGACGGUGUUCCCAAAUCUUCUGAAGAAGGGAUACUUGGAAGUUCGAAGAGACAAUGACAGCUACUGGCAAACCUGUUACGCUGAGCUCUCCCAGUACAAACUGUACCUGUAUUGCCUGGACAGCAGUGGCAACCAGACUCUUCCCACCGUGUAUCCACUCCUGCGUUUUCAAAGGGUCGCUGUUACUGGUGGUGUUGAAACCAAGGUGGUGGACACUGUCCUGUCAGACAGCUCACAGCUACAGCUGAAGGCAGAGUCCUCCUGGGAGACUUUGGACUGGGGACAGAAACUUUGGGAAGCGGUGCGUGCUUCUGUCCCUGCUUUUACAAGACAGCAGGAGAAACUGGAGAAUGUGCCAAAACCUGAAAAUAACAGUGACCUUUCUCAAACUAAUGGAUUAUUAGAGAAGCCUAUGGAGCUCUUCCUAUCCAUGAAUUUGACUGAAAACACUAAAGACUACCAAAAUAUUCUGAAAUCAGGGACUCUCUAUAGGUUAACUGUCCAGAAUAACUGGAAGGCAUUUACUUUUGUCUUGAACAGGUCUUAUCUCAUGGCAUUCCAGCCUGGUAGGCUUGAUGAAGAUCCCCUGCUGAGCUACAAUGUCGAUGUGUGCCUGUCAGUCCAGACAGAUACUCAGGAUGGCUGUGACUCUUGCUUUCAGGUCAUUUUUCCCCAGGAUGUGCUGCGCCUGCGCGCAGAGACCCGUCAGAGGGCCCAGGAGUGGAUGGAGGCGCUGAAAGCAGCAGCCAAUGCUACUCGAAGUUUGACUCAAAACCCACAGGUCACGCUUAGGAACAAACCUGGAGAUCGGCCCUUUGGAAAUGAUCUUAGGAAGACCAAGCGCCAGUCUGUGACCACCAGCUUCCUGAGCAUCCUGACCACACUGUCUCUAGAGAGAGGGCUCACUGUUCAGAGCUUCAAGUGUGCAGGCUGUCAGCGCUCCAUAGGUUUGUCCAAUGGGAAAGCCAAGGUGUGCAGCUACAGUGGAUGGUAUUACUGCAGCACCUGCCAUGUGGAUGACAGCUUCCUCAUCCCUGCAAGGCUGGUUCAUAACUGGGACACUUCCAAAUACAAGGUAUCAAAGCAAGCCAAAGAGUUCCUGGAAUAUGUUUAUGAGGAGCCAUUAAUUGAUAUCCAGCAGGAAAAUCCCAUGUUGUACAAUCAUGUUGAACCCCUGGCAACUGUUGUCCGCCUGAGACAGCAGCUAAAAUCUCUGCGGGCCUACUUGUUCAGCUGCAGAGCAGCAGUGGCUGAAGAUCUGCGGAGAAGGAUCUUUCCCAGAGAGUAUCUUCUACAGCAAAUCCAUCUUUAUUCUCUGGCAGACCUUCAGCAGGUUAUUGAAGGAAAGCUGGCUCCUUUCUUGGGGAAGGUGAUCAAGUUUGCCUCCUCUCAUGUGUACAGCUGCAGCCUUUGUAGCCAAAAGGGUUUCAUCUGUGAGAUUUGCAACAAUGGAGAAAUCCUUUACCCCUUUGAGGACAUUUCUACAAGCAGGUGUGAAAGCUGUGGUGCUGUCUUCCAUUCUGAGUGCAAAGUGAAGGCUGUACCAUGCCCCAGGUGUGUGCGUAAGGAAUUGCAGAAGAAGCAGAAAUCCUUCUGGAGACAACUGAAUAUGGACGAGAACUUCGAAGAGUCUUGCAACAUGUUUGAGUUGUCAUAUCAGAACACAUGAGUUCCUUAAGGCAGUGGCCAGCCUGAAGAGAAUCCCUCUCCCAGCUGUCAGCUCAAGCAAAUUCUCAGCUUAGACAGGCAGAAAUUGUUUUGAAAAAUAUUACCUGACCAUGUGUGAAUAAGAGCUGCCAAAGUGGCCGUAAAGCCUUGUUGGCUUUGAAAUGCCAGUGGCUAAACUGCAUUGAAGUCCAGCUGUUAUCUCUCACAUAAAAUGUGGUUUACGAGAAAUGCUUUAGGUCUAGCUAAUUAAGUACCCAACUUUCUUUUCCAGCUCUGGAGAAGACUUUAUCUCAAGGCAGAAGAUAUUUGCUACCAUGACUGCAUUCUUUUUUGUUGUUGUUGUUGCUCAUUUAGAAUUGAUGAAUCUUCUACUUAUUUAUGUGUCUUAUUUAUUUAUUAGUAGCCUUGGCAGGGGUUCUGGUGAGGUGUUUCACCCACCCAAUAGAGCAGGAAUUAUUUUAAAUCCACUAUCUCCUCCUGAUAUGGACGUGUGGUUCCAUUUCCUCAUGUUUUCAGAGAGUUAUCUUAAAGGAUCAGUGCAUUAACAUUUUAAAGGAUCUCCUUGCCAAGGAAAGAAAAGGAUCUCCCAUUAAACCUUAUUUGGGGUGCUUACAAACUUAAGAUGCUGAAUAAUUCCUUCAGUUAUGUUUAUAUAUUUAUAACCACCCCAGCGAACUACUCCAUAUUCAGAUAAGCAUGGAACUUGCUACUCUUUUUGUUCAGGCGGGGAAUAUCAGUUAAGCUCUGUCACUGAGAUUUGUGCUGGUUACUCUCAAUUUAUGGGAGGCUGUGGUCUUGUCUGUAAUAACAUGAUGCUGGUUCUCCUCCUUCCAGUCUGAAACUUAAGGGCAUUUUAAGUGUUCACAUUGGUUUUCUUUUUAUUUCAUGAAGUUUACUUCAAAUGUUUUUCUAAUCUGAACCUGUUAAACUGAUAGUCCGGAAAGUGGUCUUGCCCAUUUUGGUUAGCAAAUACCUCCAAAAUUGUGAAACACUAGUUUGCUGUUUCCAUAUACAACUUGUGUCCUGCAUUCUCUUUGAGCUCCAAGGCAUUUAUAGUUCUGUAUUGACUUCCAUGGUGGACAGUGAAGUUCCUCGAGAUAUGAUUCUGCUCCACACACCUGGAACACAGGGAAGUAUUUAACACAGUAAACUAUUCUGUAAAGGGAAGUACAUGAUGGAUUUAACUGGGGAGGCAUGUGUCAUUACUGGCAGUAUGUUUAAUUCAUGGGGAGUUCAUCUCCAAUGAGCAGCUAGAUUGUCGUCCCCCCAUUUCACAUUCCUGACUCUUUUCCACACCCUGCAGUGAUAUGUGUAUUACAUACCUAUGAAAGCAUUCAUGUAUAUGCACACACAUAUCUAUAUACAGAAAGCAAAUACGGUUUCAGGAGAAUAAUGCCAGUUGCAUGUGUAUUUUUCCUCUUCUCUCACAUAGGUUUGUGAAAAUACGGAACACUGAUUUUUGCUUCCAGUAUAAUCUACAGACUGUUGUAAGGCAGAAAGCAGUUUUGAUUGUUGAAACAUCUCACUAAUUGCUGAAGUAUUUUAGAUAAAAGAACAGGGUACAUCAUGCUUCCAUUAAAAGGUAAAAUGUUACAAUGGGUUGCCUUGUACUGGAAUAUAAGUGGUUACCUUUCCCAGCCUCCAGUCAAAGAAAAAGUAGCUUUCUCAAAUUUGAGUGCAACUACUAUAUAUAUAUAAGCAUGUUUAUAUCUGUAUACAUUAGACAACCAGUGCCUUUUUUUCCCCAAAAUCCUUCUUUCAUUUGGAUUCUUUAGAAGGAAGUGAGGGUUUUUCCAUAUUCUUGGCAAAGUGCUGUAGGGAUUCCCAUACUUAAUAAACCUGGUGAAUCAUGCACCUUUGUCACUGAAAUUAAUACUUCCCAUACACAAUGGUGUCUCUGUCUCAGCUCACUGUUCCUCAUGUGAAAUGAGUUGCUUUUGGCUAUCACUCUUAAAGGUAUAAUGUUCCUUGCAAAUCCAUUCCCAUGCAAAGAAUUCCCUCUGUGUUCAGAAAUGCAAACACUGGGGAAGUAUUGUGGAAUUAGUCAGGCAAACAGGAACUGCACUGGUACUGGCUGAAUAAACAAAACGCUCCCAUGUUUUUCAGCUUGUGUCACUACAAUUACUCCUGUGGCAAAGCCAGUAGCUCUGAAACUGUCAGCAUCUGGCAGGUACUAUUUUGAAUUAUCUGUAGACAUAAUGUAAGGUCAUUAAAGAAAAAAUGGUGGUGUUUUUGAUAUUAUCAUGCUCUGGUAUUUAUGAUACCUCACAGUGCUGUUCAUGUCCAGCUCAGUUUAGAGAAGGCUGCUUGAGUACACUGUCAAAAACCAUACAGAGUCAAGGAUUCAAGGUCCAUAUUAGUUACUUUGACAGAUGUCCUAGCUCCAAAGUACCAGUCAUGUGGGUGGUUAGAUAUUGGAAUUUAAUUCUGGAAUAACAAUAUAGACAGCAUUAGAGUUGCUCUGGUUUGUAGAGGUAUUACAGUACAGUUUCUUUGCUAACAGAGAUUUAAAGUAUAAAAAGAGUAUGAAGUUGGCAAAACUGAAAUUAGUCAUGGAUCUGAAACCACUGCCAUUACCAAUGACAUAGAGCAAAAGCAUGUUAUGAUAUUCUGUCAGUGCCCAGAGCUUUAUAUAAAAAGGUACUGUACAAUACCAAUCAUGUUAUUUACUUUAAAAUACAGUGUUGUUGUAAACCAGCUAGUUCCUAAAAUGAAAUAGACAUUCAUUUCUACUUUGGAAAAGUGAUACAGCUUCACAGUAGCUCUAGGAGCAGGCUGUAAUGUGAAAGAUGAUGUCCUCUCAGGGAUGCCUAGCUCCUAUCCAAAAGUAGUUAUUCCUUAUGAAUGGGUAAGAUAAAGUAUUCUGUAAGCAUAAUGAAAGGCUUAAUCCUGCCCUCAGUCGAUUUUCUUGCAGGAGCCACCUGCAAGCAGGAGCCUCAGCCUGGGAUUCUGCAGGUGGUUUGGGUUUCAGACAGCGCUGUACCCUUGCAUGGCUGUCUCUGCUGUACUAACAGUGCUCUGUGCUGGUCCCCACUGCUACUAUCUGCCUGUUCUGCAGCCCACAGCCUACACAUGGCUCUGCUCUGCAAACUUCUCAAUGAGCAUCAGCUGGUAAAGUUCCUGGGAGCUUUGCAGAUUGCAUGACUCUGCCUGCACCCUCCCUCCACCCCAGGUGAAAUUAUGGUACUUCAGUUUUGCCCUACCCAUGCAAGAAAUGAAUUUGAACGAUGCCAUUUCAUUGUGAAUCAAGAAUAAAAUCUGCUAUUUGUUGUCUUCAAAGAGAAGAUGCUUUCAUAGCUGAUGGAGAAGGAAUUGAUCUGUAAUCCAGUUACUGCUUUUGCUUUGUGCAGAACUUGUUAUCAAUGUAAAAAUAGGAUGCUUAACUGCAGUGGACCAUAGCUUCACUCUCUGCAGGCACUUCUAGUUGUUACUCAUAUUAUUUUAAUCUAGGACACUAUUGAGAUCCUUAUUUCUCUUUUCCUCUUUACCCUAACCAUCUGACUUUAAUGGGAAGAUGGACCUACCUAGGGAAUGCAAACUGCUGCUCUUUUUGUAUUAUCAAUCUAUGAAAAGAGAAAUUUAUAUUUCUUGUGUAGGAAUCCUCCUAUUGCUUUUCUUGGGGUUUUUUGUCUGUCUUACAUGGUGGAAAAUGAUGGGUUGGUGAUGUGACAAAAUAUCCCGGCUGGCACGUACCAAUAUGAGCUCACUGCUGGGAUCGAUAGGAAUUGGCAGGUGUGAGGGAAGACACUUUUUCAUGAGGAAUUUAAGUUUUUCACAGUACUCCACAGGCUCUGAUGGCCCUGUUAGAAGUGAAUUAUCAGGGUAUCCCUAGAGCUCCUCUUGUCAAGGCUUCUUUUAUUAUUAGGAUAGUGUGUGUAUUAUGAGGGAUUCAUGAUAAUGUUUUGAAAGGUUUUUAAAAAGAAUAGAGGAUGUCUGUUUACAAUGAAAUGGGGAAUCUGCCCAGUUGAAUUUUGCUUUUUCUCUGUAGCAACAGAAGCCACUGAGUUUCCUAGGCUUCCCAAGUCACUGCCUGGAUUGCGGCUGACUGUUGAUUUGUAUAAAAGAAAUUAAUGGAAUAAUCAUCAUAAUCUUCUAAUUUUUUUUUUUGCUGCCGCUCAGUUGCCAGCCAGUCUCCCCUCUCUCUCCACUGUCUUGUCCAUGUCCUUACUCACUGUACUGAGCCUAUAGCCAGACUUGGAGCUUCAUAGCUCAUUGUGUUGCUUUUGAACCAGUUGAGUCCAAUAAUUCUCUCCUUUAUAAUUUGCCUUCCAAUUUUCCCUUCCCAGUAGGAGUGCCUUACAUUACUGUAUAUUAGCGUCUCUCUUCCUGUUUUGGAUUUCCUGAUUGCAUCUGCUGUUUUAUUAACUUGCAGACUUAAACUGAAACUCUCCUGUGGCUGUGCCUGCUCUUUUGCAGGAGCAGCUGAGUAAAUCAGUUUGCUUGUUCUGCCCUGAUGAAGUGAGCUCUACAGGCUUCAUAUACCAGCUCUGAAGACACCAAGCUAUGUGGGAACUCCUCACUUUUGCUCAUUUUGGUGCCUUAAAUUUUGAGAAGUGAAUAAUUUUUUUAGAAAUGCUCUGCCACGAUGCAAUGUGUUUGGCAUUGGAACAUAAAACCCUUGCUCGUGACAGUUUCCAUCUUGCUAGGAAUGGUAACCAUAUAAUUUGCUUACUGUCUAUACUUUAUGAGGGCAUUAUGAGGGAGGAUAGUGUGGAGAUGGUAUUGGUUCUUAUUAUGUGUUUUUUUGAGACUAGCUGGGCUGCUUAGCCUGAGAUGCAGUUUUGCAAGGCCUUCAGAAGCCGUGCAUAUAUAAUGUCAAGUAGAGAGAAUUAAACGGGGUCAGGUCACAUGCAGUUUUGCUCCUCCUGGAACCCCUGGCCAGUCCACACAAGGUGGCUAGGGACUCCCAUACAGAGCUCCCUGCUCACUUGCACAGCUGGGCCCAGUGCUGUGGGAGUGAAGGUGUUCCCUCAAAACUGAGUUUUAAUGCAGCCUGGCUGCCUGAAGGCAGAGCCAAUGGGGAUUUGGUUGGCCUUACCUUAGAGAGAGGGUUAACCUGUUGAAAUUUUAUCAUUAUUUGCUAAAGCAUGUGGCAUGUGUCAGCCUGGGGCACAUGUCCAUACUAACUGUGAUGUUGUAAGUCCACAUUUGACACCAGUAGUAGGAAUCACAUUUGACAGCGGCAGUGCUGCUGUUGCAUUUUAGCAGUACAGUGAGGAGACAGCCUGGAUAAUAAUGUGCAAAGUCCUUAUUUACUUGAAAACCCUGGUAUGGCCAUGAUGGCUUGAGUCAUAUCUUAAAAUGCCAAUUUCACCCAAAUUCCUUAGGGUGACUAUUAAUCCAAAUUGCAGAGAUGCCACUUGUGGUCAGCAACAGAGAGAUCUAGGUCUGGAGAGCUAUCAGCUGUCUAGGACCAAAGUGUAUUAGAUUUUGUGCACAAGUGUCAUUGGAUCAAUUAUUUAUUUAUUCCUUUCUAACCCACAUGUUAAACCAAUAUAAAUCCUUGAAUACACAGCUUUGUUUUGAUGGAAAAAGGAUUUGUUUCAGUGCACUUGUCUACCAAAUUGAUUUUGCUUAAAUUUAACUGUGCUUUCAGGCUGAUUUUUAAUUAAUACCUGUGAUACCAAGUUACCUUAUAUGAGUCCUUCCUAUACUUGAGGUAAGCAAAAGUAAAUGAGCAAAAUGUGUGUUUCAUAGGUAUUAAGUGAUAAAGGCAGCUUCCAAAUCAAAUUUAGGUCAGUCAAGGCAGUUAAAAGCCAGGGAAAGACAGGUAUGAGCAACAGAGCACAGUGGCUGGUCCCUGGCAGCCUGGGCUUGUCUUCCUGCCAGAGCACCAGCUCACCUGCACCACUUACAGUGAAUUUUAGCAUUGCUGGCAGUGCACCCUGAGUGUUUGGAAUACCAUUAUGUGUUUGUGCUACUCUGUUAAUUUAUUUGCAACACUGUUAUGUGUGUUUCAUUGUUCUUGUGUUUGUGUUGUUGGAUUGGUUUUUUUUACUUUUGACAAGGAUUUUUUUUUAAUUAUCUGCAACUACUGGGCUAUAGUCUUAAUUUAUUCUUGAUGUGUAAUGAUGUUAUAAUUUAAAUCCAUUGAGUUUAAUUGCUUGUUGACACUUGAGCAGGGUUUAUUUGGGUUCACUUGUGACUGCAUCAGAGCACCAGUCCCUCCUGUACAAAGGCAACUCUCAAUAAACACUAAAAAAUGUUACUCGUCCUUUUUAA
This is a messenger RNA of Catharus ustulatus (Swainson's thrush), 8843 nucleotides long. It is a transcript of the gene PLEKHM3, whose product is annotated as pleckstrin homology domain containing M3. NCBI's taxonomy places the organism in Eukaryota, Metazoa, Chordata, Aves, Passeriformes, Turdidae. Bases 289 to 2622 code for a protein of 777 amino acids. The record is from RefSeq and is a predicted model, not a curated record. The transcript has 8 exons.